Molecule: messenger RNA, 1512 nt
Organism: Aspergillus affinis
Lineage: Eukaryota; Fungi; Ascomycota; Eurotiomycetes; Eurotiales; Aspergillaceae
Exons: 2
Coding region: 1-1512 (503 amino acids)
Source: RefSeq, a predicted model, not a curated record
AUGAUGGGCAGCCCGGGGUCUCUGGCAAAAUAUCGCCUGAGGGGCAAGAAAAGAGGGAGAACAAAGCGUAGGCAGUCAGCGAUUAGCAAACCUGUUGAUGAGGCCGAGACCCAGGAUCGCAGCCUCCGACCUGGUAGCACCCAUAGCGACGACCCGGGUCAAGGCAGCCACAGACGCACUUGCUCCGAGCACGACGAAGACAUCGAGAAGAUCACACAACAGAAGGAGAUCAGCGAAGCUCUUACACGUUUGGCCCGAGGGGAUCUGGAGGAAUACUGGAAAGUUAUGACAAACCUAUGUGCGCUAAUAAAACUGGCUUGGAGAGAGGCACCUUUUCUUAUUUCAUCCAUGAAGAAAGCGGUAGGAUGCGACAAUGCCGCGUUGAUCACUUUCAUCCAGAAAGGGCCCCAUACCGACAUCAUCCCGCAGAAUAGCCUACCAUGGCAAUGCGUUCAAAGUGAAUCAGGAUCGCCCGGUAGAAGAUCUCCAAGUCCUCCUUCGCCCUUGAGCCGUAGCGCCGACUCGCCGCCGGAGGUGGUGCAGCAGCAAGAUUCUGGAGAUACCGAGCUAAAUAGUCCGCCAAUUCAGACUUCAUUGACGCCCACUCAGCAACGAUCACAACCGACGCAGCAGAUCGCGCACGUGGGGUCAGAAUGGACGGCACCAUCGACGAUAGCUGGUGGUACCAAUUUGGACCAAAAGAGUGCUCAACACCAACAGGAGCAGGAUCCAAGUGUGCAACCCGCUCAUAUGAACGGUACUGUACCGGACAGUUUGCCUUCUACUCAGGUUGGAUGGACGACAGCCGGUGUGGUUCAUUCCCAGGCACCGAUCCUCUCGGUACCCCCCGCACGGCCCUAUUCCCUUGUGAGCGCUGCACCACAGUCACACCAAGCUUCGUGGACCACCGACGCAAAUCCACAGAAACUCUCUGCUCCAUCACAUCCGGCGCCAGGUGCUGCGCCGGGAUCCUUUCUCAAUCAUGUUAUAAACCACGGUGUUCAAGCUGGCAUGUCGCAUCCCUCACCAGCGCAUUCUUACCAUCCAGGCUACCCUCACACUCAUGUAUAUGGCUCCUUGCAGCCGCAUUACACUAUUCACACACCUUCUACUACUGCCUACACUGAUGCGAAUGGGCCGUCCCAACAUAUCUCUCAAUUGACAAACGCUCAAACUGGCCCCGCUUUGCCCAAUAUUGCCGUACCUCCAACCGCAUCCCAACCAGGCCCGCAAUGGAUGGCCCAUGCGGGUGGCUUCCCGCAAGCGUCAACACACUUUCCGCGGGCGCAGCAGGUGGACAGUGCAUUUCCUGCCCAUCCUAGUGGCCAGUUGCAGGGCACAUUCGUUCAACCAGGACAGCUACAAACAUCCUCUCAGUCGUUCGCUGGACAGGUUUCGAUGGAACUCCCACGGCAACCGCAGUGGCCAACGCAGCCGCAAGGUGGAGGAAGCAUGACGGAAACCGACCUUUAUGGAUUGGGCAUAAUAGGACCCACUGACCAUCCCUUCUGA